AUGUCUUUACCACACGCUACAUAUACCGGACCCAAAUCAACUCAUGAAUUCGAAGUCGAUCCUUCUGACCCCAGGUACCAGACUACGGAGGGAAGAACUACUGGUGCUUCAGAUUAUGUAUUGAAACAAGGGCAUCAAGACGUCGAUAAACCUAGUGACCCAAAGAAGGUUGAUAACGUCAAUAGUAAGACAGGAAUCGAUCAAUAUACCACGCUUUCGCAACUGCGGAUGCAAUUGACCGGAUUACAAGACGAUAUCAAUGAGUAUUUGACUGAGAAGAUCAAUCACGUGAAAAAACCUCGUAACAGCAAGCAAGAACAAGAGAUAAACGAUCUAUUGGAUGGUUCUGAAGAAACCUGA
This is a messenger RNA of Kluyveromyces lactis, 360 nucleotides long. It is a transcript of the gene GON7, whose product is annotated as chromatin DNA-binding EKC/KEOPS complex subunit GON7. The transcript has a single exon. NCBI's taxonomy places the organism in Eukaryota, Fungi, Ascomycota, Saccharomycetes, Saccharomycetales, Saccharomycetaceae. The record is from RefSeq and is a predicted model, not a curated record. The coding region runs from base 1 to 360 and encodes 119 amino acids.